This is a messenger RNA of Fomitopsis serialis, 1150 nucleotides long. RefSeq names its product cell division control protein 42. The coding region runs from base 254 to 829 and encodes 191 amino acids. The transcript has 8 exons. Gene Ontology annotation, molecular function: GTPase activity; GTP binding. Lineage: Eukaryota; Fungi; Basidiomycota; Agaricomycetes; Polyporales; Fomitopsidaceae. Gene Ontology annotation, biological process: small GTPase-mediated signal transduction. The record is from RefSeq and is a predicted model, not a curated record.
CCGCAAGGCAGCCUGGCCAUCACUUUCGCCCGUCCUGCUCGUCGUCGGCCGCCGUCGUCCAAGCGCAGUCUCCAGUCCUCCUUACUCGCUUUUCAACAGGUUGGUCUGAGACCGCGCCCUGGUUCGUUUCGCAGAUAGAAUAUCCUCGACGGGCUAUCCUUGAUUCUUGAAGGCUUCCGCUUCGCCGCUCAGCAGCACCCGCGCUGCGUACAGCAAGAACAACCUCGUACAGCGAUAGAUACCUAGGAGAGACAUGCAGACGAUCAAGUGCGUAGUGGUGGGAGAUGGUGCGGUCGGCAAGACCUGCCUGUUGAUCUCGUACACGACGAACAAGUUCCCCAGCGAGUACGUGCCCACUGUGUUCGACAACUAUGCCGUCACCGUCAUGAUCGGCGAUGACCCGUAUACGCUGGGCUUGUUUGACACGGCUGGCCAAGAGGAUUACGACCGUCUCCGACCAUUAUCAUACCCCCAGACGGACGUGUUCCUGGUGUGCUUCAGUGUGACGUCGCCACCGUCGUUCGAGAACGUGAAGGAGAAAUGGUUCCCUGAGGUGCACCACCACUGUCCCGGCGUGCCCUGCCUCAUCGUCGGCACGCAGGUCGAUCUGCGGGACGACCCCCAGGUACUGGAGAAACUGGCGAGGCAGAAGCAGCGCCCCAUCACCCCAGACCAGGGCGAGCGGCUUGCGCGGGAACUGGGCGCCGUCAAGUAUGUAGAGUGCUCGGCAUUGACGCAGAAGGGACUGAAGAACGUGUUCGACGAGGCAAUUGUCGCUGCGCUUGAACCACCCGUGGUCAAGAAGAAACGGCAUUGCAUUAUCGUCUAAGAGACGAUCACGCCUUACGCAAUCCUGCAACUCACGAGCACUCACUUCCCUUCAUGCCACGGUCGCGAUAUACCCCCAUAACCCGUACGCACCCCACGCGGUUCCGCCCCUCUGACCCUUCUCUGUUGUCCCUACGUCGACGUCUCUGGCCCCUUUCGACCAUUUGUCCUUCUCGCGCGGGACGGCUCGCCGCCGGGCACAGGAUGGACGAAUGUUUCGUCGCGUGCUCGCCGAGCGGGGUGGUCCCGUAUGUUGAUUUUGCCCUUGUGUAUUUCAUAUAGCUUUCAAUUGGGUUCAGGGGGUUCUAAUACCCAUGAGUUG